AUGGAAGACGCGGACGACAUGGAAAUCGACCCUGCCAUCGCGGAAGCGAUGGGUUUUACAGGGUUCGGCGGCAAAAAGCGCAAAUUCAAGGACGAUGCGUUUGUGGACCCGGCUACCAAUAACAAAACUGCCAAUGGAGCGAACAACAUACCUCUCGGUAAUCGUGAAUCACGAACUGGCUUAGAAAUUGCUGGAAGCAAGAGCGAUGUUCCCAGACAGGGGACAUCGCAGCAAAUUACGCUUGAGCAAGCUACACUACAAGACUUACGACAAGGUGUCAAGAACGAGCGUGGUGACACGGUCUAUUUUCAACCAAGCUUCAUUGAGGAUCCAUGGAAAGACCUGAAAGCGCAGUGA
Molecule: messenger RNA, 357 nt
Organism: Recurvomyces mirabilis
Lineage: Eukaryota; Fungi; Ascomycota; Dothideomycetes; Mycosphaerellales; Teratosphaeriaceae
Exons: 1
Coding region: 1-357 (118 amino acids)
Source: RefSeq, a predicted model, not a curated record